CAGUGUCAGGACAGCAAGACUCCAAGACAAGACACUAAGUUUAAGAAAAUUUCUUACGAAACAAAUUUCGUUCAACAUAUCGCGAACCGCAAAAAUGGCACUCGGCAGCAUCACCAGCAACAGCCAACAUCCCUACCAAAGACCGCAAACGACGCUGUGCGACACAACACGCAACAUGUACCAGCCACAGCCGCGUGUCAUCGCACCUGCGCCACACACACCGCCAUCCGCAACGAAAGCGCUGGGUGAGAAAUAUUCUGCUAGCGGCACCACACUCGACUCCAAUAAUCCCUCGGUGGUGCGGCGUAACGCACGCGAGCGCAACCGCGUCAAACAAGUGAACAACGGUUUCUCGCAUCUGCGCCAACACAUACCGCCAGCGAUUAUUGCCGACCUGAGUAACGGGCGCCGCGGCAUUGGACCGGGUGCGCACAAGAAACUCUCCAAAGUCGAUACGCUACGCAUGGCUGUGGAAUAUAUACGCCGUCUGCAGCGCGUUAUCGACGAAGUAGACGGCAAACGUGCGAUCACGGUGAGCGCAGCAGCGCCACCACACACACCGAUUUGGUCCGAUAUGCCAAGCAGCGCGCAUAAUUCACCACCGCCAACGCCACCGAAGAGUAAUAUGCAGGCAACGAUGUUCGCUGAUAAAAUACAACAACACUACCAAACACUCAACUAUGCCGAUAACAUGCAACAGCAGCAGCAGCAGCAACAACAACAACACAACCAACUCAUUAACCUCAAGUACCAACAGCCGCUAAUGGCGCAACAGUAUUUCCAACAGCAUCCUGCUUUGGUAUCACCAGCUGGCUCGGUCAGUUCGAGCACCGGCAGCGACUACAACAACUCUGAUGCCUCAUUAUACUACACACAUUCACCAACUGCCUUGGUGAGUCCAACACAGUUUUCGCUGCCUCUGCAAAUGAAAUACGAGCAGCAGCAGUACAGUGAGGAGGCCGCGGCGUGUAGCUCGGGCGAAGAGGAGGAUCUGCUUGACUACAUCUCGCUGUGGCAGGAUGAGGUGUAAAGUCGGCGUCCACUGAGUUUAUGUCUGCAAAUCGAGUUACCCACUAGUCAGCUGCCGCAACUGAGCGACCGUACGCGUCGUAAGCGUCGUAAGCGUCGUAAUUAACCAAUGACUGAAACGAGUAUUACCUCAUUUGAAACUUGUUAGUAUUGUUUAGUCGUAAUUAUUUAUUUUAUCGAGUAUUUUUUUUUUUUGAUGAGCGUUUGUACAAAUGAAUGUUUAACUAUUGUGCCUGUUUGUAGUUUUAAGUUUUGUUAAUUUUAAAUUAAUUUUAGUUUAUGCU
This is a messenger RNA of Bactrocera latifrons, 1313 nucleotides long. Its product is annotated as achaete-scute complex protein T5. Lineage: Eukaryota; Metazoa; Arthropoda; Insecta; Diptera; Tephritidae. Gene Ontology annotation, biological process: positive regulation of transcription by RNA polymerase II. Gene Ontology annotation, molecular function: DNA-binding transcription factor activity, RNA polymerase II-specific; RNA polymerase II transcription regulatory region sequence-specific DNA binding; protein dimerization activity. Gene Ontology annotation, cellular component: RNA polymerase II transcription regulator complex. The record is from RefSeq and is a predicted model, not a curated record. Bases 95 to 1030 code for a protein of 311 amino acids. The transcript has a single exon.